AUGGUGCAUUACAACGAACUACACCCCUCCGAGCCUCAACACCAUGGCCCUUUUAGCGCCUGUGCUGCUACCUUAACGAAUAUCCUGGAUUUUGUUCAAGAGGUCUGCAACACUGAGAUGACAGAGGAGAGUCGGUCGAAAGAUAGCAAACGCUUUGUUCAAUUACUCGAACAAUUGAAGAACGAUCUAGCUAGAGUCAAGAGUGACUUUCCGGUGGAAAAGAGGCGCUUGUGGGUAGGAAGUGAGAUUGAGCGAUACGAACAGGCAGUGAAGAAGACGGAGAGUCUGAGCGCUAAGUUCACAGAAAUAAUGGAUCUCGAGAUCUAG
Alternaria arborescens is the source of this 327-nucleotide messenger RNA. RefSeq lists its product as hypothetical. The transcript has a single exon. NCBI's taxonomy places the organism in Eukaryota, Fungi, Ascomycota, Dothideomycetes, Pleosporales, Pleosporaceae. The coding region runs from base 1 to 327 and encodes 108 amino acids. The record is from RefSeq and is a predicted model, not a curated record.